Molecule: messenger RNA, 7516 nt
Organism: Cynoglossus semilaevis (tongue sole)
Lineage: Eukaryota; Metazoa; Chordata; Actinopteri; Pleuronectiformes; Cynoglossidae
Gene: sobpa
Product: sine oculis binding protein homolog (Drosophila) a
Exons: 8
Coding region: 449-3136 (895 amino acids)
Biological process (GO): animal organ development
Cellular component (GO): nucleus
Source: RefSeq, a predicted model, not a curated record
UGUUAGCUGCUUCCAGGCUAUCUUGAGGCAGCAGCGCUAAGUGGAUGUGACGGUUCUGAUUGCUGCUCCAUGGGCAAGCGAGAAGAAACAGCCUCCCUGUGAUCAACGCGUCAUAUAAUGUUUCAGCGCACGCCCCUCCCCCUGUCUCGUUUUCUCCCCUCACUCAACCUCUCCUUUGACUCACAGAGGCGGCUCACCACUGCAGGCGCACGGACCCGUGGAGGAUACGGGCAGAAGAUGGCUGACUUAGCCGGGCACCGAGAGCCCACGGCCGCAUUACCACGUUCAGCGUCAAUGGGGCCGCUGAAAAGUGGCGAGACAGCCGCCGUCUGGCGACUGUAAACAGCUGCCUCUCCUCUCCUCCCGCCUUCUCCUUUCUCUCCCCCAACCUCACUGCAAAUAUUGGUACAAGUGUCACAGAGGAAAAACAAAAAACAAAAAAAGAAAAAUGGCAGAGAUGGAAAAAGAGGGCAGACCUCCGGAAAAUAAAAGAAGCCGAAAACCAGCACACCCGGUGAAAAGGGAAAUAAAUGAGGAGAUGAAGAGUUUUGCCGAGAACACCAUGAACGAGCUGCUGGGCUGGUAUGGCUACGACAAGGUGGAGUUAAGAGACUCCGACAACCUGGACAUGGGAGAGACGCCCCAACACAUCUCUGUCCUUAAAGAAAACUUGGUGCCAAAAAACCCAGCAUCAUCAGAGAGCAGUGAAGGCUCCCCAGAUGGAGUCAACAGCUCCCAGUCAAUGCCAGCCUCCAGGAAUGGAGUCGUCGAGCCCGCCAUCACAACAUCCACCACCACAUCCUGCACCACGGACCAUGGCAACCUGCCCAUCAUCGUCCCUUUGAUCCCCCCACCAGUAAUCAAACCUUCCACAGAUGAAGAUGCGUCCAACGUGCAGAUCAUGUGUGCCUGGUGCCAGAAAAUUGGUGUAAAACGCUAUUCCCUGAGCAUGGGGAGUGAGCUGAAAAGUUUCUGCAGUGAAAAGUGCUUUGCUGCCUGUCGCAGAGCCUAUUUCAAAAGGAACAAGGCGAGAGACGACGAUGGCCUCGGUGGGAAAUUACCCCAGAACAGCUUUACUCAGGACACGCCCAGGCUUGUCUUCAAGACAAACAGCGAUGUGCUUGUGUGCGAUUGGUGUAAGCACAUUCGCCACACUAAGGAGUACCUGGACUUUGGGGCUGGUGAGCGGAGGCUGCAGUUCUGCAGUGCCAAGUGUCUCAACCAGUACAAGAUGGACAUUUUCUACAAGGAGACCCAGGCUGCGCUGCCUGGUGCACUGUGUAACCCAGGGCACGGGCCAGGUGGCGAGGGUAAGUCGGACUGCGGUGGUGCAGUACAACUGCUCACUCCAGAAUCCUGGGGAACACCCUUAGCAGACCUGCGUCGUAAAGCUCCCUCACCUUGCGGGCCUUCCACCACUUCUUCUGCCACCUCACCUCCAGACUCGGUUGCAGUCUGCUCCCCCUCCUCCUCCUCUUCAGCAAAGAUUCCCACACCCAGACCACAUGAGAGUUCCUCAAUGCAAGCUCCGCCCAUUUCUACUUUGCACCCACCAGUUGGAGUUCCCUCUGGUAGUCCUCCAAUGGUAAUGACAUCACGAGGGCCCAUGCCUCUCCCUCUAUUCAUGGAGCAUCAAAUGAUGCAUCAAAUGCGUCCACCAUAUCUCCGCCCUUCUGCCCACCCUGCAGGUGCAAACAGCCCACUUUCAAACCCUAUCAUCCCUGGUAUUGGUCCCCCACCACCUCCAAGGUCUCUUGGUCCAACCCCAGGUCCUAUGCACAGACCCCUACUGUCCCCCCAUGUCCAUCCUUCAUCCAAUCAUAACCCUGCCAUGAUGCCUCCUCACCCUGGCCUCCCUAUGCCAGGACUGCCCCCUUUCCCACCAGUCAACAUAAUUCCUAGUGGACACAUUCCCUUUCCUCCAAUGAUGAACUUUGGCAUGCCUUCCCUGACCCCAUUAGUACCACCACCAACCAUGUUGGUGCCUUACCCUGUCAUUGUACCCCUCCCAGUUCCGAUUCCCAUUCCAAUUCCAAUCCCUCUGAACCCCAAAACAUUUGGAGACCAAUCCAAGAGCAAUAUAUCUCUUCACAGAGGUCCAGAGACUUCGGCUUCUGGACCACUCUCUCCGGGUCCCUCUAGAAGUGACAAAGUGGAGCAAAAGGUUGAGCCAUCACAAAGUGAGCAGCCUUUACCUGUGUGUUCAGAGACAAGCAGGACAGCUCUGAGAGACUUAAAGUCAGAGGACGCUAUGAGCAACCUGUGUCUAACCAGCAGCCCUGGGCCUAUAGACGGUGUCAUUGAUCUGACUGUGGGCCACAGGUCAUGUCAGCAUCAGGUUAUUCAGAGAAGGCCACUUGAGGUCCAGGUCAAAGUGGAAGAAGAAGCUGAAACAAGGUCAUCACCAGCUGCAAUGGAAGGAAAUGAGAGACAUGAGGAGGGGGGAGCAGGACCCUCACAGGAUCGCUGCAGUCCUCUGCUGCUAGAAGGAGCCACACACCCAAGGACGCUGUCAUCAUCUAGCCCACCCUCAAGCAUCAACAGCCCUUGUUGCAAUGGCGACCCACCAGGAAGCCAACUUAAUACGUCCUUUUCUAGCUUUGCCCUAUCGCACCUAUCCAGCCCUGAAAGGACCACGCCCCAAUCCUUUACCCAACUCCAACCCAACCCUGGCACUCCAUGUAAUGUCAUUGUCAAUGGUACUGGAUGGCAUUCACUUCUCACUCCUGCCACUAAUAGCUACACUGGCCAAAAAGGAGACAGGGUUGUGGCAGAGGAAGAAGUUCUUAAGCAGCCAAACGACGGGGAGCUUGAGCAUGAGGCACUGAAGGAGAACAAUUGUUAUAUCGGAGACUGGGAGCCGGGGAAAGCGGGCUUAGGACAAGAAGAGAUGACAAACUCGGUCAUGGGGAAGCCAGACCCUGAUUCCAACUUGGAGGAGGGUGAGCAUGCCUAUGCCCUGCCACUUAUGUCAGCCGGGGGGUGUGUGGUCAUCCAACCUGUGCCAAAGUCUAGCACUGACAAAACAGCCAUCCUGUCCUGUUCCAUCAGCACUCCUGUAUCAGCUGCUGGGAGCCCUGAGUUAGAGCCACCGCUGAAGAGGAGGUGUCUGCGAAUACGCAAUCAAAACAAAUAGGAUGGAUGCUCUGAUGGAUGCAGUGCCAUCAGUGACACUUCAUCCAACCCCACCCCCAAAUCCAACCUCUCCCAACCAACUACACAAGUGCACAAGCUCACGUGCAGACACACCUGCACACACACACACACAUAUUUGUCUUUUGCCCCCACUCUCGGUCAUUUCUACCAGCAGCACAAAUCGCCUUCAGCGACGGAUGAGUGUCCAACCAGACAUGUUGAUGUGUAUUAUACCAGAGCAAACCGGACUCCUUCCACCUUUGUGAUGAUACUGAACUUCUACCGACUUGGUGUCCAGCUGGACCUCUCCAAUGCAGGUUGUGAAUUUGUUUCUCAGCACACUCUUCUGCUCAUACCUUACACACUCCUGUUGUACUGUCUCUUACGGUUGUACACACUCCAGUGUCUGAUAGUCACAGCAUCAGAUGGGAAAGUUUCUUCUGAGCUCCUGUGUACUGUAGGUCCUAGACUUUUCAACGCAGCAGGUACAAUCUUAAGGCUUUGCUACAUGUGGUUUCCCAUUAAAUUGCAAAGGUUUCGAGUUUUUUUUAAUUUGUUAUAUGACUAUGAAAAACAACCCACACUCUUCACUCUCUAUUUUUUUUGCUGGAUCAAGAAAAACCUUAAAACUGAGUCUUCUUGGUGGGUUGUGAAAAAAAAGGGUACGAACACACACAUAUACAGUAACAAAUGCAGUAUGAUGCGUGGACAAAGUGAUGAGCUGCUUUCUCUGGCAAACUGUCUCAGAACAUAAUGCACAACAGUGCAUUGGGUUAUCGCUGAAUCAGUACACAGGAGUAUAAAUGACUAACCUUCAGCCAUUUUCUUGCACCAUUUAUUUUGUCUGCUCAUAAACCUCACCCGAUUUGCAUAUGUGGUAUUAUUGUAGCACAGUAUGUUGUCAUUUCGCUCUUUCUCUCGGCCUGUGUUCACAAACAGUUCUGUUGUUGGUUAGAAAAUACACCUCAGUACUACCAUAUGAAAGAUGGGUAUGGCAAUGUUGAAACUCUGCCAACCUGUAAUAAGCACUUGCUGCUGCAGGCGAACACUUAAUCUUUUCUAUAACCCAUUACCGGUGAUAUCCCUGUCAAGAGUUAGUUUGCGACAGGUUGUACUAAAUUUAAAGGGGGCAAAGAGAUACCAACGUCUUCAUGAAUAAUUCAUCUGGGGUCUAGAGCAGACGCAACGCUGCAGGAAUGUUUCAACGAUAUCCACAUUUGUUUCCAACACGAUUUGAUAAGUAUUCUCACCUUUGCCAAGUCGCCACGGUUGUAUUUAUUUGGGCCAAAUCUAAAGACAGAACUGUUUUAUUUCAGGGUUGCUCUCAACUAUUUGUACAGUUUUGGUGGGAGUUUAAAAAAGAAAAAGAAAAAAAAAAGAAGAAGAAGAAAAGAAAAAAAAUGCCAGUGGACCUAUAUCAUCUGUUUGAGGUAGGGACACUGUCAAAUAAAGCCAGCACUUAGUGUACAGAUUUCUGACUGCAAAACAAGGUAUUGUCCUAGUGUUUGCCAAAGGCCCCUGGUGUGUUGAGGCAAAACAUGUCUACCUGUUUUCAUUUAAAGGGAUCAUUUAUGAUUGCCAAAUAACAAGUCCUUAUUUAAAAAAGAAAGGAACAUUGAAGAUAGAACACUGCUGUAGUGUUUGUCAAAAUCAGUGUUAUUGCUGGGGGGGGGGAGGGGGGUCCUCUGUAAAAUGUUAUAAUUUCAUAGACUCUAAAUGUGAAGUUCUGGCCCAAACAGUCAUGAAAAUGUUACCUUAGUUGUGUGCAGCACAACAUUGUCUUGCAACUGCAGCCUUGGUUCAAUCACACUAUUUAUUAAAUGUGAUUCUAAGGGUUUCUGCCCACAUGUGUGUGUGUGUGUGUGUGUGUGUGUACUUAAAAUGAACUGGUGUCAAAGACAAACACUGCACACAGUGAAGGCCGUGAGCCCAUUGAAGAUUGCAAAGUGUUGACUCAGAAUAAGCAGUGUGUAACUCUAUCUGCUGCCUGUCAGUCAGGCAUUUGGGCUCUGCCUACCACUUGCCAAGGUGCUGCUUUGGUGUGGCUUCAAUCAUUUUCACUAAACAAACAAACAAAGGAAAUAACUUGUGUGCAAAUGCUUUUACCUUUGAUAACAUCAGUUACUGAUUUACAUGCUGUACACUAGUGUUUUUCAAAUGGGGUCACCUGAAAUGUCUAGUAACAAAGGCCAAAAAAUUACUGAUAUAAAUAUAUUUUUAACUAAUUAUUAUUGUUUUGAAAAUUAUGAUUAAAAACACCACACACGUUGUGUACUGAUCUGCUUACUGUGUGUUUGUAACACAGUAUAACAAACUAAAAUAACUAACUAAUUCUAGGAGGAGGGGUUCUUUUGGGUCGACAGACAUUUGUGAUGUCAAAAUGGGGUCAAAGGCCAAAAAAAAGUUUGGGAACUACUGCUGUAAACCAUUACAUUUUGUAAUAUAAAUUGAGCAGCUACACUGAUGUAUUCAGUGACUUUUUUUAAUCUAAAAAAAGCACAAAAACUAAGAAUGAUGUAAAAUGAAAACAGAUACAAUAUUGUAUAUUUCCAUCAUCAACAGUGGGAAAAAAAAAGUUAGCCAUCAACCAGCUGACACUGAAUCACUUUAUGUAUUUGUUUUUUCCUCCUUAAGCUCAAUCCAUUUAGUCAAUAACAAUUUGCUACAAAUUGUAUGAUCAGGCUUUGAGUUUAUAAACAAAGGUUAUAUACGGGGGUCCUGGACUUAUGUUGGAUUUCCAUUUCAACAGCCUACCCCAGUGUCACUAACCUACGCUAACACAUUGGUGACAUCAUAUUCUAGGACAUCAAAAUAUCAGAAGAGUCUGACUUACGCCUGGUAGCCAAAAUGUAGGGCAAAACCUCCCCCAAAAAACAACACAAACAAAAGAAAGUAAAUGUAGCACAAUCCAAUGUAUGGUCAACAACCAUGUGUAGAUCACAUGUGAACUAGUUGGUGAGUUUAAGUCAGACUGAUGGAACAAGACGUUCCUAAUAAAUGAAGGGGAAAGGGCCGAUGUAAUCAUGAAAUGCUGUAGGUAGAGGACAUUGUAACCCGAGGACACGCUGUCCACACAGAUUUGAUGAACAUAAUUGAAAUGAUUAGACAGUCCUUCGCAGUGUUAAAAUAGAAAGUUCCAUGACUGUAAAUGGCAAAGUGUUUGUGCGCCACACAGUUAAAAAUGACAUGUUAUUUCAUGGUUUUUAUUCACUCGUGUCAUGAGCUGAUGGACUUUUCUUAAAUGCAGACAAACCGAAUGAACAGCUAUUAUAGUUGCAUCGUUCAUUCUUUUAGCAGCCCAGUGGAAUAACUGAUAACUGUGUGAUCAGACUGCCAGAAAAAGAGUCUUAGGUCCGAUACCCAAAAGACAGAGUUAUGUGAAGGCAUAGCUGUAACAUUACAGUAAAUGGCCUCCAUCCAUGUGGGCUCUUUUUUUUUUUUUUUGUAGUUUAUUGAAGAGUUGACAUGAUUCUGAUGCAGUAUCAUCGCCAUAGGUGGGAAACACAUACCAGCACCUGUAACAAUCACUAACUGACACCUUAUGUCUCGUAUGACUGUUUUGUAGAUUUGUGUUAAUAAAGAUUACGGUUAAUUGUUUUUUUAUGACCUUCCCUGACCUUCAUCAUCAAUCACCGCAUGUUGAAUUAUGACCAUUCAACACGUUUCCUGUCUGCUCUCUGUUGUUUUGCUGAUACAAAACGUUUGGUGUUUGAUGAUACUGAUAAAACACUGACUCUCACAUGAACAGUCGCCACCAUUGAAAUUGUUAAGGGUGAACUUCAGGCCUCAGCAUCAGUCUGAAUUAUGCAAUGAGAACCUAAUCGGGUCCACAGACAGGAGAAUGACUUUUCAGAAACAACAGAGAAGUUGCAUAAAUCCACAGAAACCUCCCCCAUAAAUAACAACUGUGUUAUCAUGCUACAGUCAGUGUAAAGAUGAUCAGCUUCUAUCAUAUAAAAACUGUAACAUUUUUGCUAAAAAUUAGACCAUCCUCCGAACCUCCUUUUAUCCCCAAACAUCUGAUUUGUUUAACAUUUAACCUGUGGUGGACUGUCAAUAUUUUGUGCAUAUUUUUUUUAUUUAUUGUUGACCUUGUUUUUAAAAUUUGCAAAUAACAAACAGGAUGGUUCAACCUGUACAUUCUGUCUAAUGCAAAAGCCUCGGGAUCAGUAAGAUGCUUUUUAAAAAAUUAUUUAAAAAAAUAGGGGAGGAGGUAAAAAAAAAGCUUUGAUAGAAGAUGUUCUUCUGUCUUUUUAUUAUGACACUGUAUAUAACGGGUGGCCAAAUUGUUUUGGAAUAAAAAUCAUCUUUUGUGUUGUAUCAGUAUUUGUUUUUUCUGUUGAAUUGCUAAUGAAGGCGAAUAAAUAAGAGGAAUACACAA